Mugil cephalus (flathead mullet) is the source of this 2109-nucleotide messenger RNA. RefSeq names its product rhomboid, veinlet-like 2 (Drosophila) (gene rhbdl2). Bases 418 to 1326 code for a protein of 302 amino acids. Lineage: Eukaryota; Metazoa; Chordata; Actinopteri; Mugiliformes; Mugilidae. Gene Ontology annotation, molecular function: serine-type endopeptidase activity. The record is from RefSeq and is a predicted model, not a curated record. Gene Ontology annotation, cellular component: membrane. The transcript is spliced from 8 exons.
AGCCAGUUUUUUUUUGUUGUUGUUGUUUGUUUCUCUUACUGGCAAACGGCAGCCUCCAGAGACGGACCGAGGGCGCUUCUACUGUAACCGGGGGGAGGCAUCGCUGGUUUGUUUGGUCUGAGGAAGGAAGUCUCCUGCAGGAAAAAGCAAUGAAAGGCCUAUAAUUAUCACUCCGAGUGCUUUCUGUUUUUUUUUUCUUCCCCUCGAUCUCACUGGGACGGUUCAGCGUGGAGAAGAAGAACAAGGCUCCGGGGGCUUGUCUGAGAACAUGGAGGGAUUGUGUUGAAUUUUUGAAGCCGAAGAAGAGCCUGUGCUGUUUGUGUUGCGAGUAAAUUAAGUGGGAUCAAUAUUUAUGCGUUUGGGAGCGCUUGGAGCCACCGGCACGCUUCUUGUUGGAGGUUGAGGGCUGCAGCACCGAUGGAGGACAUCGACCUGGAGCGGGAGCAGGGCGAGGAGCACGAGCCGCUCCCCGUGGACAGGGAUGGGAGGGAGUUCAGGAGCAAAGCGGACGAGGACAGUAACCUGGGAUGCUGUGGGAAGUUCCAGCACGCCUUCUCCAAAUUGCUGCUCCCAAAAGAGGCUCGAGAGACGUACCUGGAACGUGCCAACUGCUGCCCGCCGCCCAUCUUCAUCAUCCUCAUCAGUAUUGGAGAGUUGGCGGUUUUCAUCUACUACGCCGUGUGGAAGCCUUCCCAGAACCAACAGUGGAUGACCCUGGAUGAAGGCAUCUGGAAUAGCCCACUAACGUACAAGCCGGAGUGCAGGCAGCAAGCAUGGCGCUUCAUCUCCUACAUGUUUGUCCAUGCAGGUGUGGAGCACAUAGUGGGAAACCUGGUGAUGCAGCUAAUGCUGGGCAUCCCGUUGGAAAUGGUCCACAAGGGAUUUGAAGUGGGAAUGGUUUACCUCGCCGGUGUCAUCGUAGGCUCUUUGGCCAGCUCCAUCUUUGAUCCCCUCAGUGCCUUGGUGGGAGCUUCAGGAGGCGUUUAUGCUCUAAUUGGAGGGUAUUUCAUGAAUGCAGUGGUGAAUUUCCGAGAGAUGAUUCCUCUCCUUGGAGUAUUUCGUAUCCUCGUCAUCGUGAUCAUUGUGGGCACAGAUGUUGGAUUUGCCUUCUACAGAAGAUUUGUCAGUCACGAGGAAGGUUUACAGGUGUCCUUCGUGGCUCAUUUUGGAGGAAUCGUGGCCGGGAUGACCAUCGGCUACGUCUUCUUCAGCGCCUAUAACCAAAAGCUGCUUAAAGACCCGCGUUUCUGGCUUUGUAUCAUAGUCUUUAUAGCCUUUAUCAUAUUUGCUGUGCUUUUCAACAUCUUCCUUUCUCCAGCACCGUGAAGCUACACUCAUUUUUUUCACAGUAAUAUCUGUGGGUCACUCAGGAAGCAGAUUUUUAACAAACCGAGUUGCUUGUCAGGGACUUUUUAAAUGCUGUACACAGGGUUUUCUUUUCAAUCAAUGUUGUAUUUUUCUUUUUCUAGGGCUGAAUUUGUGAGUGUAAGGUGCCUCUUGCAUUUUUACGUGCAGCAUCACAGACAUUUUAGAUGAAUAUGAAAGGAGAUUCAUUUUAAACACAAGUCACCUAUAUCACUGAUCCAGUUUUUAUUGCUUUGUGUGCUUUGUUUGCUUUUCACAUUUUGUCUUACUGUACUGUACACGACUGUCAGGAAAUUAUUGAACACUGGUGGUAUUUCAUGUAAUUUUCUUGGAGAGAAAACAGAGUAACUUUGUGUUGUUGCAAGAUUUCAGUUGAAUCAUCAAUGACUCUCAUUGACUUCUAGUAUUCAUAAAAUGUGCCUUUCAUGUUAUGAAUUCCUCCGCCCCAUGAAAACUAGACAUUUCAUGUUAAUAUCACAUUAAGUAACGAUAUAUCACCUGGUUGAUACUUUCCGAUAACCUUUCUUAUCUGUAGAGACGUAUUCAAAUUUAAGUUGUAGUCUAAUGGGGGUAUUUCUUUGUUAUUUAAGUGUAUAAAGGGAAACUUUUUAAUAUCAAAUGUGACACUAGUUGUCUGAAACGCUCAUGUUACAGAUUUCUGGGGACCAAAGACCAAACACAGACCUGCUACACUUUCAGCAUUUCCACUACAAAUUAUUUUUAAUAAAGUCACACAUUUUUUAA